Molecule: messenger RNA, 744 nt
Organism: Trypanosoma rangeli
Lineage: Eukaryota; Euglenozoa; Kinetoplastea; Trypanosomatida; Trypanosomatidae
Product: putative TPR-repeat-containing chaperone protein DNAJ,putative
Exons: 1
Coding region: 1-744 (247 amino acids)
Molecular function (GO): protein binding
Source: RefSeq, a predicted model, not a curated record
AUGCACCCACGCAUCAUGCGGAGGGACUUUUCACAGACGGUCUCACCGGAGCAGAUGUGCCUAUUCCCAAGGAUAGAUCGGAAAGAAAGACGCUUCCACCAAAAUGGGGUCCGUUCUUUUAGCAAUGCGUCCCUUUUCUCGCAAAGGAAAGGUGACAUGGGGAGGACGUCUGCAAUUCAUCAUGGCGAGACGACGUGGGAGUGGGAGUACUGUGCCAUGAAGAAGAAGCGGGCGGGUAGGAGCCACGUCGCUGGGUGUGUGGCCACUAUGCCAACGGAUGGAACGUGUCCGCUGCGCCGGGUUAGCGAUGAGGAAGGGGCAUGUAGGAGGCUUAUGAUUGCCAACGAGGCCAUCGAGCGCAAACAUCUCGUGGGAAUGUUACAAGGUUGUCUUCCGGAAUUAAAUAUCCGCUUCACAAAAAAUGAGGACCGGGGUAUUCGUCUACUUACGUCGAGGGAUUACGGGGGUGCGUACGUGUCUUUUACGCGGGCGCUGCAACAGAAUCCCCAGUCUAAGAUAGCACGCUACAAACGGGCCAUGUGUAGUUGGCACCUGUUACUCUACGAUGAAUGCAUUGAGGAUGCUUGCAAGGGUGGCGGGGUAGAUUUAGGCAUCGUCUCGCUUCAUUGUCGUUCCUUGCUGCUUCGUGAGCGCUACGCAGAGGCACGUCAAUGCUACGACCACGCGCUUCAUCAGCUAGUGCCUUCAAUAAACGAUCCUCGUCAAUGUGAAAUGGCAGGCUGA